Messenger RNA from Dendrobium catenatum, 365 nucleotides. RefSeq names its product acyl-coenzyme A thioesterase 13. NCBI's taxonomy places the organism in Eukaryota, Viridiplantae, Streptophyta, Magnoliopsida, Asparagales, Orchidaceae. Gene Ontology annotation, molecular function: fatty acyl-CoA hydrolase activity. The record is from RefSeq and is a predicted model, not a curated record.
GAAAUUGAGAUAGAAGCUAAGGUUCUAAGAAUUGGAAAAGCUAUCGGGGUAGCUAACAUAGACCUACGGAAAAAAAAGAAUGGGAAGCUAUUUGCACAGGCGCGCUAUACUAAGUACCUUGGUGUAACUAGCAAUAUAUGAUAUGAUCUCACCUUGCUGCUUGUCAUAAUAUGCUUGAAAAAGCUGAAGAAACUGCUUGUCGAAUCAAUUAUACAGCAUUGUAUUUUAAUGAAAAUUUAUUUUGGAUGUGUUACUAAGCAACAGAAGUGGUUGCAUUUUUUGUUGCAUUUCUGAAUAAUAGAAAAAGAAGUAUUUUGUGGCUAAAUGUUGUUUGUAUAUGCUUAUCUAAGUACAUUAGUUUUGAA